UGCUAAAGAAGCUUUGGUUUGGGGUUGGCAGAUUCAUAUUAAGGAAUUGCUUCAAUUCAAGUUCAAAAUGCCUAGACAUAUCUCAACUGUGCUGGACAUUGACAAAGAAUCAGACAAAUGGACAGUUCUUAUUCAAGUAGUUGAGAGGAAUCACAUUCAGUACACUCGGAAAGCACCACCUAGAAGGAUCCAACGAUUCAUGCUCACUGAUGCCCAAGGAACAAAAGUCUCUGCAGCAGCCUAUGAAAAUUGCAUCCGACUGUUCAGAAAUCUGUUAGUUCCAUACCAGCGAUACUACAUCUCUGGUGCAACUAUUAUCAAUGCUGUUCCUACAUACAAAGUUAGCGAAUAUCCGUACUCUUGGGUCCUUCAUUACUCAACUUUGAUUGAGCGCUACCUCGAACCAAUUCCUCCAAUGCUUCCAUGUCCUUUCACCUUUGACAACUUUUCUGAUGCACAUAAACAUGCAGAAUCUGAUAUUACUCUGAUAAGUGUCAAAGCAUUGGUCAUAUAUGCCUUCCUUAAAAAAGAAACAACUCCAGAUUCAGUCACAAGGGAUUUUCUCAUUGUAAAUGAAGAGAAAAAAUUGAUGCUUCUCACCUUAUGGAAUGAGUUCCAAGAGUAUGAAGGCAAUAUCCUUGCAAACACCAUUGCAACUGCUCCUAUGAUCUUUGCUAUGAGAGUGAAAGUCUCUACUUUCAACAGUUUGUCAUUAACAACAAUAGGACUAUCAUGCAUUCUCAUCAAUCCACCAGUCCAUGACGAAUUGCCACUUCGUGAAUGGUAUAGCAUCCAUAAAGAUGAAGUUAAGAUUUUAUUGGAAGCAAAAGCAUAUAAAGAUCCAGAAUUUCUGCUUCCACCACCAAACCAAGAGCACAUCAAGACCAUUCAUGAUGCAUUAAUCUCAUUCGGAACAAUACAGAUUGGAUCAUAA
Molecule: messenger RNA, 934 nt
Organism: Coffea eugenioides
Lineage: Eukaryota; Viridiplantae; Streptophyta; Magnoliopsida; Gentianales; Rubiaceae
Product: replication protein A 70 kDa DNA-binding subunit B-like
Exons: 7
Coding region: 68-934 (288 amino acids)
Source: RefSeq, a predicted model, not a curated record